AUGGGAAAUUUAACCAGCAGACAGAAUGUUGGUAUUGAAGAAGUUGAUGUUGUUUCAAAUCAUGCAUAUAAGUACCCUCCUAAAUCUGGAAAUUAUUUUGGAAGUCAUUUCAUUAUGGGUGGUGAAAGGUUUGAUACCACACAACCAGAAGCUUAUUUAUUUGGAGAAAAUAUUGAUUUAAACUUUUUAGGAAGUAAACCUACUCCUUUUCCAUAUCCACCUCCUCAAGCCAAUGAACCGACAAAAACUUUAAGGAGUCUUGUCAAUAUUAGAAAAGAAUCUGUCAGAUUUGUUAAAGCACCAGAAUUGGUUUUAAAAUCAAAUUUUUCAAAUGAAACAUCCACAGAUAACAAAUUUAAUAUUGAGUUUACUUUUGAUUGUGAUUGUAGUUGCACAAUAGUAAUAUAUUAUUUUUGUACUGAAGAGGUCACUAGUACAGGACUUGUGUAUACUUCCAAAGAUCCAUUAAUGACAUCAGAAAAGUUUCAUUACAAAAGAGGAUCCAAUCAACAAUUUUCACAAAUUUCUCAUGUAUUUGAUCCCAGUAAAUUUUCUGAAGAUGAACUUACUUACGACUUAGAAAAGGAAGUUAUUCCUAUUGCCAUUCAUUGCAUCGCAGAAGAUGGAAACGAAGGAGAAAACCAUCAAUCUCAUACAACUUAUGCUAUUGUGGAUCAUCAUUCAGAUGGCACUUAUGUGUUGAAAGCUUUAAAGCAAAAAUUGUAUGUUGAUGGUCUUUGCUAUUUGCUGCAAGAAAUUUAUGGAAUAGAAAAUAAAAAUAAUGAUAAUGCAAAGGUUCUGAGUGAUGAAGAAACAGAAGACAAUGGUUCAGAUUGUGUAAUUUGUAUGUGCGACAUGAGGGAUACCCUUAUUCUGCCAUGCAAACAUUUGUGUUUAUGUAAUUCUUGUGCUGAUUCUUUAAGAUACCAAGCUAACAAUUGUCCCAUUUGUAGAGCACCUUUUCGAGCUUUAUUACAAAUUAGAGCCUUACAAAAGUCUUUUACAUCAGCUUCAAACCCUACAUUACAUGUUGUAGAAGGAAGUUGUGAACAUACUCCUCCAGGAUAUAAAGCUGUGUCACUAAUUGAAGCUUUAAAUGGUCCUUGCACUCUUCGUUCUACAGCAUGCCAAGAUAUGACGGAAACACUAAAUUCAGAAUCAGCUGCACAGGCUGCUGAAAUGUUGAAUAGAUCUAGCAACUCGGACGACAGUAAAAAAUCAUCAAGCGAAAAUGGUAGCGUGCAUCGAUUAAGUGCAACGGCUUCUUCAACACCCGAAUUUCGAAUGUCGGUUUUAUUGGCUCGAGAAGAUGGUAGUAAAAGUUCUCCUUCGUUAUGUAGACGUAGCUCUUCCAAACGGAAAAGCAGUCGUUUGGAUGAUGAAUAUAGCAACGAAGAAAAAGUAGCUACGGAACCCGAUCAGUGUUUCGAGGGUGACAGCGAUGCUGAAAAAUUGUCUCCAUUAUUGGUCACAAAAAAAGUAGAGGUUCCCAGUGAGGAAAAUAAUUUAGAAAAAGAAAUACACAAUAACUUUCCAGAGCCUGAUAAGAAGCCCUCAUUUACAGGAGGUUUGGAGAGAGGAGACGACUCCGAUUAUUACACUCCAGAGGAUCCAGCUCCAACGGUGACGAGUCCUUUAUACGAAUCAGAUAAAGAACAACCUACUCCAUCGUCUGUAGAAAGUACUCCAGGACGAUGGGUUCCCACAAGAGAUGUAAUGAUGACUGUUUCUUUGCCGGGGACUCCAAUAAGCACUUCAAGUCAUUUGAGCGCGCGUUCGAGCGGUGAUUCCUACAGUUCGACUAGUUCCACGCGACAUUUGUUAGCUCACAACGUAGCCAACAAACAGGAAAAAGUUACCAGCGGUCAGGUAAAUACAUAA
Messenger RNA from Pediculus humanus corporis (human body louse), 1881 nucleotides. RefSeq names its product mahogunin, putative. Bases 1 to 1881 code for a protein of 626 amino acids. The record is from RefSeq and is a predicted model, not a curated record. The transcript is spliced from 9 exons. Gene Ontology annotation, molecular function: ubiquitin protein ligase activity. Gene Ontology annotation, cellular component: cytoplasm. Gene Ontology annotation, biological process: protein ubiquitination. Lineage: Eukaryota; Metazoa; Arthropoda; Insecta; Psocodea; Pediculidae.